Molecule: messenger RNA, 423 nt
Organism: Paraglomus occultum
Lineage: Eukaryota; Fungi; Glomeromycota; Glomeromycetes; Paraglomerales; Paraglomeraceae
Source: the annotation of a GenBank genome assembly
AUGUCCUCCCGUCGCCGCGAUCGCUCACGGUCUGUCUCCCCGCGUCAUAAGGAUCCUCGCGAGGAAGACUCCUCCCGCAAAGAUAAAAAGCACAAAAGAUCACACCGCCGUCGUUCUAAAGACUCCGAUCUCAUUGAGCAGGCGAAGAAGUUCCUCCAACCCAUAACCGAAGAUGAUUAUUAUACCAAAUCAACCGAAUUUCGAAUAUGGUUGCGUGAGUAUAAGGACAAAUAUUUCGACGAAUUGAACUCGGAACAGACGAGGCGAUAUUUCAAAAAAUUUGUGAAUGCCUGGAACAAGUUUGAGCUCGAAAAGAAAUACUACGACGGUAUUCGCUCGUCACAAAUAGAUAAAUCAGACAAGACUCGAUACAAGUGGAAUAUUAAAGCAAACGCUGAUGAACUUGAAGCAAUUAAGAAUACA